UGACAAUCAUACCAAAACAAUUGGUUAUGUUUUUCGAAUAAACAGGGCAAGGAUUUCAAGUUUCUAAGUUAAUUAUUCUUUUGAAACCUACUUUUAUUUACCUUAGAAGAUUUUAAGAAAACUUGCUCAAAAUGGACACUCAAGAAGAUUACUUUUGCAGCUACGAAGACUUCGAGGUUCACAGGUUAAUGAUUGACGAUGAGCCUCGAACACGUGCCUAUCAGAAAGCCAUAUUGGACAAUAAAGCCUACUUCAAAGACAAAGUUGUUAUGGAUGUGGGCUGUGGUACAGGAAUUCUUUCCAUAUUUUGCGCCCAAGCUGGAGCGAAGAAAGUGUACGCUGUUGAAGCAAGCAGUCUUGCUAGUGUAGCUAAGGACAUUGUCAAGGAGAAUAAGUUUGAAGAAGUCAUUGAGGUGAUACACAGUAAAGUAGAAGAUGUGGUUCUACCCAACAACAUCAAAGUAGAUGCCUUAGUAUCUGAGUGGAUGGGUUUCUAUCUCUUGCAUGAAGGCAUGCUGGAUUCUGUGCUAUUUGCCAGGCACAAGUUCUUGAAGGAAGGUGGGGAGAUGUUUCCAGAAACUGCUACUAUUUAUGUAGCUCCAUGUAGUGUUAAAUCAUUGUACCAAAAAUGGGACAAUGUGUAUGGAGUCUCAAUGUCAGCAUUCGGCAAGCAGCUUCGAGCGAGUAAGUGCAACAAGCCAGAGGUCCUGACCAUCGGAGCUGAUGAGCUCCUGGGAGAGGAGGUGGCUAUGGCCUGGAUCAAUUUGAAGGAAGAUAUGCCGGAAGAUUUGGAUUCAUACAGCAUACAGCAUGUUGUUGCUGCUAGCAAAGAAGGAUCCUACCAAGGCAUCUGCGUAUGGUUUGAUUGCACAUUCCCCGAGCUAUCCAGUGAAGUUGGCAGAGAAGUGCUAAGCACUAGUCCUUCUAGCCCGGAGACCCAUUGGAAACAGACUGUUAUUGUACUGCCAGAUCAACAGGAGGUGGAGGCAGCAGAGCCUAUUGCGUUUCAACUCGAUAUGAAUAGGGACCAGUUGAAUGGGAGAAGAUACAACCUCCAGCUAACAAUGCAAGACCCCAACGAAGUCGAACACCCGCUACCCUGCUCCUGUGACAUGACGAAAUGCAUCCUAAUAAAAACGUUCAUGAGCCAAUCGCAGCAAAACGCCGCACAAGUCAAUCUGGCGUCGGGCGGUUUGGUGGAAGAGGACAUUGACGAUGAUAUGGAGGCGGGGGAUAGCUGAAAUAAAAAGGUUUUGAUAUGAA
Messenger RNA from Leguminivora glycinivorella, 1263 nucleotides. RefSeq names its product probable protein arginine N-methyltransferase 6.1 (gene Art8). Gene Ontology annotation, biological process: peptidyl-arginine methylation. Gene Ontology annotation, cellular component: nucleus. Gene Ontology annotation, molecular function: protein-arginine N-methyltransferase activity. Lineage: Eukaryota; Metazoa; Arthropoda; Insecta; Lepidoptera; Tortricidae. Bases 132 to 1241 code for a protein of 369 amino acids. The record is from RefSeq and is a predicted model, not a curated record. The transcript has 6 exons.